Messenger RNA from Rhagoletis pomonella (apple maggot), 1479 nucleotides. It is a transcript of the gene elgi, whose product is annotated as E3 ubiquitin-protein ligase NRDP1. Gene Ontology annotation, cellular component: plasma membrane signaling receptor complex. Gene Ontology annotation, biological process: regulation of canonical NF-kappaB signal transduction; protein K63-linked ubiquitination; positive regulation of JNK cascade. Gene Ontology annotation, molecular function: ubiquitin protein ligase activity. NCBI's taxonomy places the organism in Eukaryota, Metazoa, Arthropoda, Insecta, Diptera, Tephritidae. The record is from RefSeq and is a predicted model, not a curated record. The transcript is spliced from 7 exons. Bases 369 to 1316 code for a protein of 315 amino acids.
UCACUUUGGCUUCCUUGUUCGUGAUUUUUUUCGGAAUUUUAGCUUGGUUUUGUUUGUCGUUCAAAAAUAUAAAAAGUUUGGUGAAAAUAUCAAUAAUCCAGCUGAAAGGGCAUAAUUAAUUAAAUAAAACGGCGUGUGUAUAAAGUAUAAAUUUUAUGAGUGUACAAAAGGAAAAAUAGUGUUCUGAAAUAAAUUGAAAGGGUACGGGCUAAAAAAUAGCAUAGAAAUUGGGUAUUCGUGGAAAAGAAAAAAAGUUGCGAAAAUAACAUUUUCGGCUUUCCAAGCAACAGUGGUGUUGCACAAAAUUUGAAGCAAUCACUGAGUGUCGACGUUUUAGCAGCAUUGGCUGCCUAUAACGAUUAAAAGAAAUGGGCUACGAUUUGCAUCGCUUUCAGGGCGAAGUCGACGAAGAACUCACUUGCCCCAUAUGUUCCGGCGUGCUGGAGGAGCCGCUACAGGCGGCAAUGUGUGAACACGCCUUUUGCCGUGCGUGCAUCAAUGAAUGGCUCACGCGCCAGCCCACCUGCCCAGUCGACCGCAACACAUUAAACACUGCAAAUCUGCGCGCUGUGCCGCGCAUACUUCGCAAUCUACUUUCACGACUUUCCAUUACCUGUGACAACGCACCAUAUGGUUGCACCCUAGUACUCAAGCUGGACGCACUCAAUUCACAUUUGGAAGAAUGUGAACAUAACCCCAAACGUCCAUUGCCAUGCGAAAAAGGUUGCGGCUUCGUCAUACCCAAGGAUGAACUAAAGGAUCACAACUGUUUGCGCGAAUUGCGUUCUAUGAUACAUCAGCAACAAUUAAAAAUGGGAGAGCUUAAGACAGAGAUUGCUGACCAAAAUUUGGCAAUCAACGAAUUAAAACGUGAGUUGCAACUUUUUAAAGACUUUAUGCGCGCAAUGCGCGUCUCAAAUCCUGCCAUGCGGGCUAUUGCCGAUCAAAUGGAACGGGAUGAAGUUAUACGCUGGAGCUCGACACUAUCAAGGGCGCGCGUAACACGCUGGGGUGGUAUGAUCUCAACACCAGACGAUGCACUACAGAUGAUGAUAAAACGUGCUUUGUCCGAGUCUGGCUGCCCGCCACAUAUUUUAGACAAUCUAAUGGAGAAUUGCCACGAAAGACGCUGGCCGCGUGGCUUGAGCUCUUUGGAGACCCGUCAGAAUAAUAGACGCAUCUACGAUAACUACAUUUGCCGGCGUAUACCGGGUAAACAAGCUGUGCUGGUUUUAAGCUGCGAUAAUGCUCACAUGUCCGAGGAUGUAAUGGUCGAACCAGGCUUGGUAAUGAUUUUUGCUCAUGGCAUAGAAUAAAUAAACACACACUAUAGAGAGUUGCACACGAUUUAAAAGAUUUAUUUAAAAAGCGGAAAUACCUAUUAAUCCGAGCUUGAGUCAGUGUGAAUAUGCGAAUUUCGCUUUUAAUCAAACGACUACGAAAUUGUGCGCGACACAUUGAUAUGGAAGCCAAAUUUCA